CAGAGCGCCAGGACCCCACGGACCCAGGGUCUCGACGCCGAACGGAACAAAACUGUAUUCGGCACCACGACCGCGGUAUUUCCCCACCUUUGCGUUUUUACUUUUACUAAAUGACCAUACAAGUUUUUCUAGACUCUGAAUUUCUUAAAAAACUCCGCUCACGUGGAAAUGUCUUAGUCUGAGAACGUGCCCAUGUUUGACACUGACAGCUGAUGUUUAUGACGUUAUAUUGAUGGCGUUGAGUUGAUCCAAGUGAUUAUAUGCUCUUUGAGUUGAUCGUUGAUUUGGUUGAUUUGCUUUGCUUGACGUGUUGUGUUGAGAUGUGAACCACAGCUUUUUCAUUGAUUAAUAAUACCGGGUAGGGUAGAGAAAACUAUUUCAGAAGCGAAAAUUGUCUGUUUUGAUACAUAAUUCUUAAACAUUGUAGAUAAAAUAUAAUCAACAAUGUCUAACUUUGGAAAUGAAGGAGAAAUUUUAUUAAGGGAGAAGUAUGUUUCCUCAUCAAAAGAGAGGCUUUACAUCAAGCCACCUGAGCAGCACAACAUUGUUAUAUUAGAAGAGAGGCGGUUCAGUGAUAUAACUAGCUGGUUUACCCAAAUAUUUCUACCUCAGGGCUAUCCAGACAGUGUUAGCAAAGAUUACUUACCAUACCAAGUGUGGGACACAGCGCAAGCUUUCUGCAGUACAAUUUCAGGAAUUCUUGCAACUCAGGAGGUACUUCGAGGAGUGGGGGUGGGAGAUACUAAUGCCACCCCUCUUGCAGCUACUAUUACUUGGGUCCUGAAGGAUGGUUGUGGACACAUUGGGAGAAUAUUAUUCGCUUUUAGUCACGGAACUUUCCUAGAUGCAUACAGUAAAAAAUGGAGACUUUAUGCUGACACUCUUAAUGAUGCAGCAAUGUGCAUCGAAAUAGCUUUACCGAUGUUCCGGAACUACACUACAUUUGCAUUAUGUGUCAGUACCGUCAUGAAGGCUAUUGUGGGUGUUGCAGGUGGUGCUACUCGAGUAGCGAUGACCCAACACCACGCAAUAAGAGGCAAUAUGGCUGACGUAUCGGCGAAGGAUUCUGCUCAAGAAACUGCGGUUAAUCUCAUUGCUUCACUCACAGCACUGCUAAUUAUUACGUUAUUUGGAAAUUCUAUUAUAAUAUUUAUAUUGAUGAUUAUACUUCAUAUUACGUUCAACUAUUUUGCUGUACGAGCUGUUUGUUUAAAAACAUUGAAUGAACCAAGAUUCCUACAAGUAAUCGAAACAUAUUUGAAGAAAGAAGUUUUGGCUACUCCAUGCGAAAUAAAUCAGAAUGAACCAAUCAUAUUUUAUCAAUUAGGACCAAAUCUAUUAGACUUGAAGAUAGCCGGAUUUCAGAUAAAAUUAGGAGGUUCAGUAAAGUCCUUUCUACAGCGUAAUCCCAAGGCAGCGUGUUUGAAGGUUCUGAGCGAGAUCUACGAGCGUCGCGAGUACAUGCUGCUCCCGGACGUGGCGAGCCGCCAACUGUUAGUGGUGGUGAAGGAUAUGGCCGCGCCGGACGACGUCUUGUGUGCAUACUUCCACGCCGUGCUGCUGUCUAUCGUGACGUGCGCUAUCAACGACCACCAUUUGCCAAUAUAUCAAAGCACAGGCUAUCCCCGGCCUUUCGCCCUGGUGUGUCAAGCGGUGCAAGCGGCCGAGUGGAGCCGCGUGGCCGCGCCCGGCGCCGCCGCUGGCCGCUUCUCGUACGGGCCGUCGGCGGAGCUGGCGCGCUACGUCGACAAGAUCGUCAACAAGGAGUGGCAUCGGAUGAGGGCUGGUAUGAGGCAGACAGGUUGGGACUUGAGUAAACACUUGCUAAUGGUGGACGAAUGGCGUAUAUGUAACCAAGCCAACGCCACAGAAGAACCACCCUCGAAUAAAUUUCAUUUAAAUGAAGAAAUCGGUAAGCCGGGCAACAAAUUAGCAUUUGGCGACUUACUGGGCGAAACCAUGGAUAUCGACAAUAGAGAAUUCACGGUUGAACCCAAUGGGAAGUUCGAGAAUCAGCCGAGUGGAAUGACAUUUAGAAGACAAUCUGAUGCGAAAGUACUGAACGCGACCGAAGCGAUACCCGACGUGAUUGAUCUCGACAAGCAAUGACUGGUAGAAGUCGACGUGGAUGUUAUUAAGCUGCGUCCGCUGCUACCUGUUAAAAGCAAGCUUUAGGACUGAAUCACUUGAAUCACCGAACGCAUCAAACAGUAGAUCUACGACAGAUAUCCUCUUUGAGUUACAAGAAAGAUCCUCUGUUGAGUUGUCACGUAUAGCAUUCGGUCAAAGAGUUUGUUUUCGAUAGGAAUAAGUAUUCUUGGAAGCACAGAUGGAGGGUUGCAGCAGUCUUAACCGUAAUCGGAGCAUACCUAUAGACUUUCAAUUCGCAAUGUUUGAGUUUGAUAACAGGACUACCACAGGCAAAUGAACUAUUAGAUGUGAGUCAGUAUGAUAAGCCUUAACUAAUUGAUGCCGAUAACGAUUAUCGACAUUUUGCGUUACUUACUUUCACAAUUAUUAGGACUUCUCUUUUUUCGGAAGGCGAUAAUUCACUCAUAAGCUCAGUUCUCUAUACAAACGUAGUUACACUCUCAUUAACAACUAGCUAGAUUGCUCUGAAACUUGGUACUUACAAUACGAUAAGGUAUACCUUCUAUGUCUAUAGUUUCAGAUCCCAUAGUUAAAAUACGGUUAAUUUAAAAGCCUUCGUUAGUUGUAUAAGUUGGAGCUAUAAGUAUACCUCAUGUCACAGACAUAUGUCUAAAGUUUCAUUACGAUCCAACAUGUAGUUUUAAAAUGAGAACGAAACUUCGUUUGUAUGGGAAGAUAAAAUUCGGCCGAGCUUGCCGAGGACUACUAAAAAUACUUCCUAAUUCCAAUACAUUCCAUACUCUGUA
Messenger RNA from Cydia pomonella (codling moth), 2897 nucleotides. RefSeq names its product RUS family member 1. The record is from RefSeq and is a predicted model, not a curated record. Bases 445 to 2109 code for a protein of 554 amino acids. Lineage: Eukaryota; Metazoa; Arthropoda; Insecta; Lepidoptera; Tortricidae. The transcript has 9 exons.